UCUAUAUAAAAGCUGCCAUCUUGUGGGGAAGAUACAAACAUACAUCCUGAAAUCCUAUUACGAAGUCUGUUUCAGUGCCAUGCAGACUAUCAAAGCCUUAACAUGCAGGCUAUAGUAUAGCCCAGCGCUGCACCAACAUCAAGUACCAUUUCUCCCAGCCCAUCCGGCUCCGCAACAUCCCUCUGAACUUAACCCGUACCAUCCAGCAGGAUGAGUGGCACCUCUUACGUAACAACCCAUUCUCAUUAUGACACUGAUUCCCUUAAUGAGCCUUUCCACUUCCACCACCUUCCCUUUUAAAGCGAGACAGAUGCUCAUUUACUGUUUUUCCGUUAAGUUGAAACUAGAACAUACAGUGUUUAGAGAGGGGAACGGUGUAUUUUGCAUGAUGGCUCAACCUCUCCUCUCGUUCGUGGCGUCAGACCUGCGACGGAUCACAGCAGGGUUUCUGGGCAUGGCGGCCGCUGUCCUGUUGUGUGGCUGCAUCCUGGCAUCUGUCAGCUUCACCUGGGAGAGGAGUCUUACUCAGCAUGUCUCUGGACUGCUCUUCCUCAUGGCAGGGAUCUUCUGCACCAUCUCCCUGUGUACCUACGCAGCCAACGUGUCCUACGACCUGGCCAGGGUCCCUCCCUUCAUCUACGGGCUGCCUGCUGACGUGGAGCACGGCUACAGCUGGUCCAGCUUCUGUGCCUGGCUCAGCCUGGGGCUGACCGUCGCGUCUGGGUGUCUGUGCACCACCUUCCCAGUCCUCAGCUGUCACAGCGCCAAGGUCCGGCAGGGCAAGGCCUCCCCCGGUGGUGGCGUGUGACGCAGUG
Molecule: messenger RNA, 815 nt
Organism: Esox lucius (northern pike)
Lineage: Eukaryota; Metazoa; Chordata; Actinopteri; Esociformes; Esocidae
Product: transmembrane protein 178A-like
Exons: 3
Coding region: 248-808 (186 amino acids)
Biological process (GO): negative regulation of osteoclast differentiation; regulation of cytosolic calcium ion concentration
Cellular component (GO): endoplasmic reticulum membrane
Source: RefSeq, a predicted model, not a curated record